This is a messenger RNA of Lycium ferocissimum, 1245 nucleotides long. RefSeq lists its product as uncharacterized. The record is from RefSeq and is a predicted model, not a curated record. The transcript is spliced from 4 exons. Lineage: Eukaryota; Viridiplantae; Streptophyta; Magnoliopsida; Solanales; Solanaceae. The coding region runs from base 431 to 775 and encodes 114 amino acids.
GUUCCUUUUCCUCAUUUUUUUCUAUUUAUAUGUGCUAAUAUAACAAUGAAUGACUCAAUAAUUACUACUCCACUUAAAUUGUCUUUAUUACACAUUCAAUUCUUCUAUUUACGUGUUAUACACUAAAAACACUCGAGAGUCAUUUAUGAAUUGCAUUCUUUUAACUACACCUUCGUCCCUUACUCUUCUUUCUCCAUCUUUUUAUCAGUUUAGAAAGUCAAGAAAUCCCCAUCAGUAAUUCUCUGAAAUUCUGAAUAAUUCCACCUUAAAUGAUAUUGUAACAAAAAAAAAAAUCCACUUUAAAUUCAGAAUUUGAAGCAACUACAACCUGUCGUUUCCUAAUCAAAAAACCCAAAGGUCAUAUCAUGAAUUUUACCACAUACUAUUUGCAAGUCUAUGAAAAAGCAAAUCCAACAGGACUUGGAAGCUAAUGGGAGAUCCGUACAUGUUACCUUCUUUGAUCUAUGUAAUUCGAGUUUUCAGCAGGUUGGUUGUACAAUUACUUACCUACUUCUAUAGAUGGUUAAAUUUUUUUAGCAGGUUCGUUGUACAUUGUUAUUUAAUUUUUUUUAUAAAGCUAACACCAUCUUACAUAAACAAAAUGCUAACUUUCUACACAAGGCUCUGGCAUCUCACCGCAAUAAGAUUAGUGAAAUAUUUUAUCAUAUGUUCCAUCAGAGAAUCCUACAAAUAUUAUCAUCCCAAGCAAAAUUCUCAAAAUCGUGAAUGCUCCGAGAAUAGUUCCAGAUCUACUAAGAAUUCUGGAAAGAACUGAGCAACUUCCACUCUGACGAAGAUAAAUUUACUUGAAAGAGAAAUAGGUUGACUUAAAAUGACUUUACUGGCCAAAGAGGAAGGUCUGAGUGCAGCUUAGAAUUUCUUCAAUGAGAAAGUAAUUGCUCUUCACUAGCACAUGGCAAAUUUGAGAUUCUCUAAGAGCCUAGCUUGUGGCAUGCUUGUCCUAAAUCAAGAGAAACCAACGAAACUAACAGUUGACUUGGUUCUGUUUAUCCUUUAUACUUGGAUCUUUGUCAAAUUCAUCGUGACUUGAUUGACUUCACUUUCAAAUGAAAAGAAGCACAAGUGGAUGUAUCAAUAUGCUCAAAGAAAGCUCUUGCCACUUUUUCCUUAAAAUGCAAAUCUUCUUCCUUAUGUUUUUCAUCUUAAUUAGCCUGUCUUUCCAAGAAAUUUUACAAUUUCCAAGCACGGAACAGUCCAUCUUACUAAGCUUGAAACAGCACUGAA